CAGUGUCGUGUCCCCGGAGCCUGGACUGUGCCCUGCAGCGCCGGGAGUUCUGCCCGCCAGGGUCGGGUGCCUGCGGGCCCUGCCUGGCCCCCUUCCAGGAGGAUGACCACGGGCGCUGCGUCCAGAGGCAGCUCUCACCCAGUGGACGGACCUCCGUUCCCAGCUUGGAGGCAGAAAUCGAUUUUCUGGCAGAUGUUCUGGCCAGGCAAGAGGCUCCUCGACCCCACCCGCUACAAGAUGGCAGACCCAGGAGCACCCCCGAGCCCAGCGGUGGCAGGCAGCGAGUGGCCAGCAGGCUGAGAGACGGGCGACUGCAGAGGGGUCCCACUGGCACUGCCACAGCUGCCACCCUCCCCACCACUGCCACAGGCCACAAGUUCCCAGCGGAGGCAUCCCCCAUCCCUGCUAAUGACAACAUGGUGCUUGGUGAGACCCUGGGGAUGCGUGGGAAGGGGUUUCACACCCUCGCCAGGAAAGCAUGGGCUGGUGGCACCAUGUCGCUGGCUCACCCUGCCCUUCCGCUGCAGAAGGAGGUGAGGCUGGCACAGAAAGCAGACUACUCAGUCCAGCGAGUGGCCAGCCCCCUGCCCUACGACAAGAUCUCGCCUGGGGACAAAACGCUGGCUCAGAGUGCCCAGAUGUACCACUACCAGCACCAAAAGCAGCAGAUGCUCUCCCUGGAGAAGCAUAAAGAGGAGCCUAAGCUGCCAGACUCAGCAUCCUCUGAUGAGGAGAAUGAGGAUGGAGAUUUCACCGUGUACGAGUGCCCUGGGCUGGCUCCG
Acanthisitta chloris (rifleman) is the source of this 782-nucleotide messenger RNA. It is a transcript of the gene NPDC1, whose product is annotated as neural proliferation, differentiation and control, 1. NCBI's taxonomy places the organism in Eukaryota, Metazoa, Chordata, Aves, Passeriformes, Acanthisittidae. The annotation marks the transcript as partial. The record is from RefSeq and is a predicted model, not a curated record. Gene Ontology annotation, cellular component: membrane. The transcript is spliced from 6 exons.